Diversispora eburnea is the source of this 495-nucleotide messenger RNA. The record is from the annotation of a GenBank genome assembly. NCBI's taxonomy places the organism in Eukaryota, Fungi, Glomeromycota, Glomeromycetes, Diversisporales, Diversisporaceae.
AAACUCCUAUUCAAUCAAAAUUUUAAUAAUGAAAAUGAUGAUGAGAGUAAUAAUGAAAGUGGUGAAAAUACAUUAGAAAUCAAUGAGUCUAAUAUAAUUCAUUCAAAUGAACAAUGGGUAAAUGUAAUACAAAAUUUGACAGAUAUGACUGAAGAUAGAAAUUUGGAAAAUGAAAAUCCUUUAGAUUUAGUAACAGUUAGUCAUACUGUUCAUCCUGCUGAUGAUCAAAUUUCUAAAUGGGCAGUUAUAGAUAUGAUAGUUGAUUGGGUAUGGGUAGCACUUUCUAAAAGAUCUGCACAGAUAUUCACUAAGGAUAAUGUGGAAUAUUGUGGUCUUAGUCUUUUAGCUGUCACAGAUGCAAUAUCAAUAUAUGGUCCUACAAUGAUUCUGAUGAUCCUUUUGACUUUUAGAGCAGUCCAAAAGUCACUUGUUAAAAUCCAGUAUUCUGUAAAAAUUACAAUCUGCAAAUUUGAAUCAUCUUCCUUAAUACAAUAA